CCGCGGGGCUCCGCGGCCGCCGCCGGGCCCCGGGGCCGUGUCGGUGGUCGGCAGGGCGCUGUGGAGCGUGGAGCGGGCCGGCAAGGGCCGGCGCUUCGAGCGGGCCGUCGGCGUGGACUGCAGCUCGCCCGAGCCGCGCUGCAUCUGGCUGAGCAGCCUGUGCCGCGCCGGGGCGGCCGCCGAGCGCCCGCGGCCCCGCGCCGCCCCGGCCCCGCAGCGGAGCCGCGCCGGGCGCCGCCGGCCGACGCCGGGCCGGAGAGAUGGGGCCUCGCCGAACGACAACGCGCCCCCCGAGGAGCCCUUCCCCUGGGCGGGCCCGAAGACGGUGGCGCUGCGCAAGAGCUCGCAGGGGGGGUUCGGCUUCACCCUCCGCCACUUCAUCGUCUACCCGCCGGAGUCGGCGGUGCUCUCCUCCGCCAAGGAGGAGGAGAACGGCAACCGCGCGGGUCCCCCCCGCAGCCGCCUGGAGCCCAUGGACACCAUCUUCGUGAAGAGCGUGCGGGAAGACGGGCCGGCGCACCAGGCCGGCCUGCGCACAGGAGACCGGCUGGUCCGGGUGAACGGGGAGAGCAUCAUCGGGAAAACCUACUCGCAGGUCAUCGCCCUCAUCCAGAACAGCGAUGACAUGCUGGAGCUCUCCAUCAUGCCCAAGGAUGAAGACAUCCUCCAGCUGGCCUAUUCGCAGGACGCCUACCUGAAGGGCAACGAGCCGUACUGCGGGGGGGCCCAGAGCAUCCCCGAGCCGCCCCCCGUCUGCUACCCGCGCAAGACCUACCCCUUCCAGGCGCGGGCCGCGCCGCGGGAGGCGAUGCUCGCCGAGCCCCCCCCGGGCCAGCCGCCGGACCCGCGCGCCUCCCGCCCUCCCUCCUCGUCCCCCCCCGGCGGCGCCCGCAGCGAGGCCUCCCGGGAGCCGGGCAGCGGCGGCCCCGCGCCCUGCACCGACGAGCUGCCGCCCGGCACCGUGCCCCGCGGCCGGCCGGGCUCCGGUCCCCGCGCCGCCGCCUCCUCCCCGCCCGAGCGCUACGGCGUCCCGGCCAAGCACCUCGCGGAGCAUCGGACUCACGGCCCGGCGGUGCCCAGCCGGCAGGAGUGCCAGCAAGCCCUGUGCCGCUGGUUUUGCAGCCGGGAAGCGCGGCGGAGCGCCUCGGAGGAGCGCCGGCACGCCAUGCCGCCCCGCUGCCGCAGCGUCUCCCACGACCGCCUGGGCGGCGCGGCCCCGGCGCCCCACGGCUGGCCCCACAGCGCCUCGCACGACACCCUGCUGCAGCCGCCCCGCCAGGGCUGGGCGUACCGGGCCCGCUCCGAAAACCACCUGGGCGGCUACGGGCGUCCCGCCGAGGCGCCGGAGCCCGGCGCCCUGCUCUCCCCGCGCUCCGCCUGGCCGCCCGAGAAGCUCUGCCGGGCCGCGCCGGCGCCGGCGGCCGCGGGGCAUCCCGGCCAGCACAGCUGCGCACCUUCCUCCUCCUCCUCCUCCUCCUCCUCGUCCCGCGAGCCGGCCGUGCAGAAGCACCCCUCGCAGCCCAACCUGCCGAGCGCGGACGACGGCGGCUACAUCGGCUACCGGAGCUACAGCCCCUCCUUCCAGCGCCGCACCGGGCUGCUGCACGCGCUCUCCUGCCGCGACCCCCGUUUCGGCGGCCUCCCCACCUUCAGCGUGCCGCAGCGGCCGGGACCCCAGCCCGCGCCGUGCCCGGACAGGGCGGCCCCCCCGCGCCCCGGCCCCCCACCCGCCGAGGCGCCCGCGGCCCAAGGGCCGGCGAAGGCGGAGAGCGGCACCCGAGCACCGGAGCCGCCGGCCGAGGAGCGCCGGGAGGAGGUGGUGCUCCGGCAGAAGCCGCCCACGGGGCGCAAGAUGCCGCCUCCGCUGCGGCAGAUGAACUUUGUCUUCCCCGACGACGCGAAGGAGACGGACAUUUGCGACCCGCCGGCCGGUGGCAGAGGGGAGAGGCCGGUGGCCGAGCGGCCCGGCCGGCGCGUGGCCCCCUUGGCGGCCCCGGAGGACUCCCUGGCGUCCAUCCCGUUCAUCGACGAACCCACCAGCCCCAGCAUCGACCUGAAGGCCAAGCACGUGCCCGCCUCCUCGGUGGUCUCCAGCGCCAUGAACUCGGCGCCCGCCAUCAGCACCAGCCCCUCCUCGCCCACCUUCGCCUUCGCCCUGGGCCGGCACUACUCGCAGGACUGCAGCAGCAUCAAGGCCAGCCGCCGCUCCUCCUACCUCCUGGCCAUAACGACCGAGCGCUCCAAGUCGUGCGACGACGGUCUGAACACGUUCCGGGACGAGGGGAAGAUCCUGAGGAGGAUGCCGAGCCGGGUCCCCAGCCUGCGGAUGCUGCGGAGCUUCUUCACCGACGGGUCUCUGGACAGCCUCGGUACGUCCGAAGACACCCGCUCCAAAAGGCACUCCACCUCCGACCUCUCGGACGUCACGUUCAGCGACGUGCGGAAAGAGGGCUGGCUCCACUUCAAGCAGAUCCUCACCAAAAAGGGGAAGAAAGUUGGCGGAGGCAUGCGGCAGUGGAAGCGCGUCUUCGCCGUUCUGCGCACCCACUCGCUUUACCUGUGCAAGGACAGGCGGGAGGCGGUGACCUGCGCCCCACCACCCCCAGGUGAGGAGGAGCAGCCGAUCAGCAUCCGAGCGUGCCUGGUGGACAUUUCCUACAGCGAGACCAAGAGGAAGCACGUCUUCCGGCUGACGACCGCUGACUUCUGUGAAUAUCUCUUUCAGGCAGAGGAUCGGGAAGACAUGCUGGCCUGGAUCAAAGUCAUCAGGGAGAACGGCAAGGCCGAGGGCGAGGACCCCGGUUUUGCCAGCCAGGCGCUUAUCAACAAGAAGUUAAACGACUACCGGAAAGUGAGCCCCUCCGGCGCGAAGCCCGACUCGUCGCCCAAGGGCUCUCGCGGGCUGGGGAUCAGAGCCGAGUUCCUGAAGCCGACGGGAACCAGCGCGCCCCGGUCCCCGAGGCAGGACGCAGCCGUCACGAAAGAUGAGAGCAGCUCCCAAAAAGCCCCUUGGGGCAUCAACAUCAUGAAGAAGAACAAGAAAUCCACCCCCCGAGCCUUCGGCGUGAGGCUGGAGGACUGCCAGCCCGCCCCGGACAACAAGAACAUCCCCCUGAUCGUCGAAGCCUGCUGCAAGGUGGUGGAGGACCGAGGCCUGGAGUACAUGGGCAUCUACCGGGUGCCCGGCAACAACGCCGUGGUGUCCAGCCUCCAGGAGCAGCUCAACAAGGGCGCUGCCGAGAUCAACCUGCAGGACGAGCGGUGGCAGGAUCUGAACGUCAUUAGCAGCCUGCUGAAAUCCUUCUUCCGAAAGCUCCCCGAGCCCCUCUUCACGGACGAUAAGUACAACGACUUCAUCGAGGCCAACCGCAUAGAGGACGCCAGCGAGAGGAUGAGGACCUUGCGGAAACUGAUCCGGGACCUGCCAGGUCACUACUACGAGACGCUCAAGUUCCUGGUGGGCCACCUGAAGACCAUCGCCGACCACUCGGAGAAGAACAAGAUGGAGCCCCGAAACCUGGCGCUGGUGUUCGGCCCCACGCUGGUGCGGACCUCCGAGGACAACAUGACCGACAUGGUGACGCACAUGCCCGACCGCUACAAGAUCGUGGAGACCCUCAUCCAGCACUCCGACUGGUUCUUCAGUGACAAAGAGGACAAGGGCGAGAAGACGCCCGUGGACGAGAAGGAGGCUCAGUCCGUGCCCAACAUCGAGUACCUGCUGCCCAACAUCGGCAGGACCGCGGCGCCCGGUGACGCUGCAGACUCGACCCGCAGCGGCUCGGCGCAGCCCAAGGGCACGUGGCCGUCGCGGAGGGAGCCGCGGCGCCGGGAGCUGCUCGCCAUCCCCUUCGUCUCGGCGGCCACCCGCAAGCGGAAGAAGCGGCGGGAGGCCGAGUGCCCGGGCAGCAGCACGGACGACGACUCGGAGCACGGGGACGCCGAGAGCCGCCAGCCCGGCGCGGCCGCCCAGCCCGCGGCGCCGGAGCCCGGGGCCGAGCCGGCGCCGGACGCCCGCUCCAUCGUCUCGGGCUACUCCACGCUGUCCACCAUGGACCGCAGCCUCUGCUCCGAGGCGCCGUCGGCGGCCGAGAGCCGGGGCGAGGAGGCGGACGACGAGCGCAGCGAGCUCAGCCACGUGGAGACGGACACGGAGAGCCCGCGGGCGGCGGGCGCCGCGGUGGUGCCGGUGCCGCCGGGGCGUCCCUGCUUCAGCUCCCGCCGCCUCGUGCCCUGCGACACGCUGGCCCGCAGGAAGCUGGAGCAGCUGCGGCUGCGGCUGCGCGCCGACGACGCCGGCGUCCGCCUGCGCCGCGCCGCCUCGCCCGAGAGCCGCCGCAAGAAGAGCAGCUGGCGCCGGCACACGGUGGUGGUGGCACCCGGCGGCCUCAGGGACCUCAACUGCAACGAGUGGAAGGAGCAGCGGGGCCCGGAGGUGCCCCCGGCGCAGCGCCGGGGCGACAGGGACUCGGGGCUCAGCAGCCUGGAGUCCACCAAAGCCCGGCCGGCGCCGGCGCUGCCCCCCGAGCCCCCAAGCCCCCCGGGCAGCCCCGGCCCCCGGGCUGCCGGCCCCGGUGCCCCCCUGCGCUUCCAGCGGCCUCUCUGACCGCCCCGGCCCCCCCCGCGCCUCCCCUCCGGCUCCUGACGGCGGUGGGGGGGGACAGCAGCGUUUAAUUUAAGGACUCGUUUGUUCACGUAUUUAAUUGUGCUCUGGACAAGCUGCUUUUAUUUAACGGUCCCUCGUGCUGUGGGUCUCUGUGGCCCCCGGCGCGGUGCCCCCCGCCCCGGCGCUCUCCAGGCUGGGCCGAAGGGGCGGGGGGGUCACGGAGGUGCAAAGCCGGCAUCGGUCCCCCGAAGGCCCCGAGCCCCCUGCCCAGGGCCGCGCACAGCAUCCCCUCCCCGCCGCGGCCCCGUGGUCGCGUCCCGGGAAGCACCAGGCUCCCCCGGGCUGCAGCGGGGCCGCUCGGGGCCCCGGCACCGUCCCCUGCGCUGGCCAACGCGGGGCGGCCGGCGGUGCGGAGCGCGGGCGCUUCCCGGGCGCCGCGGCCGAGGCUUCCUCCCUGCACCGCUGCACCCGGGCUGAGCCCCGGCCCCGCAGCCCGGCCGGCUGCUUGCGGGCGAGCGGGUGCUACGAGCGGGGAUGCUCCCAUCCAUCCGGCACCGCCGGGCACCGGCAGGGCCCUUUCCCGGCUGCCGCGGCCAGUGCUGGGGCGCAUCAAGCCUCUGCAAGGCUCAGCCUGCGGCAACCCACCGCCGCUCCCCACUCGGGGGUCCGCGCCGCCGCCUCCCCAGCCCCUUCCAGCUCGAAAUGUCUCCACUCACGUUUCUAACACCUCUUUCACAACCAGCCCCCACCCCCCCUCCCGGGGCUUUCCCCCCCCCCGGACGGCCGCAGCCAAGGGCGAGCGGUGCAGCGGGACCCUCCUGCCCGCCGCGGUGCCGCUUGCGCGGGUGCAGCGAGCCCACGCCGCGGUCCGGGCCCCCGGGAACGCAUCGCACCCGGGUUCGGCGACAUCGGCCCCCAAGGCAGCGCAGGGACCCCAGCGGCCACCCCGCCACCCCGCCAGGCCUCGGGGGGGGGGGGGAUCUAAGUACAAGUCACUGUUGCUCAGUUACGCGUUGUCCUCAUACGUUAUGCAAAUAUUUGCUGUAAAGUUCUUUUUUUUUUUUUUUUUUUUUUGUAAAUAUUGUCUCUAAAUGUGUAACAUAUUACAAAGGAUUUAUAAGGAUUUUUUAAGAAGUUUUGCUCAGUUGAAAGACCAGCCGCGACCACACGAGGUGCUGGACCAGUGUUGACUUUUUAAGCCCUUCUGCAUGUGUUAUUCCCCCCUUGACGUGUUGUAAGAGUGGGACGUGUAUCCGGUAUAUGCAAAACCGCAAAAAACAAAAAAACAAAAAAACAAAAAACCCCCACCAAACUGACCCCCCCAACAGAAACGCCCCGCUUUGGAAAUCGUCCUCCCACGAGUCCUGGUCUAUAUAUUGGAAAUAAACUGGUUAUCCAAGGA
Messenger RNA from Dromaius novaehollandiae (emu), 6008 nucleotides. RefSeq names its product Rho GTPase activating protein 23 (gene ARHGAP23). Gene Ontology annotation, biological process: signal transduction. Gene Ontology annotation, molecular function: protein binding. Lineage: Eukaryota; Metazoa; Chordata; Aves; Casuariiformes; Dromaiidae. The transcript has 24 exons. The record is from RefSeq and is a predicted model, not a curated record. Bases 473 to 4606 code for a protein of 1377 amino acids.